Molecule: messenger RNA, 1566 nt
Organism: Chironomus riparius
Lineage: Eukaryota; Metazoa; Arthropoda; Insecta; Diptera; Chironomidae
Source: the annotation of a GenBank genome assembly
AUGGAUAAAAAUCACAUAGAAUCAUUGCCUGAGGAGAUUUUAAUCGAAAUAUUUAACUAUUUAAGUCCAAAAAUGGUCCAAACUUGCUGUGCUGUUACUAAAAGAUGGAACACAAUCAUAGACAAUUCAAAGCAUUUAAUGGAUAAUUUUCUACUAAAACUGGAAGAUAAGGAAAUUCGAGAGUAUCAAGCACUGCCAAUGCGACGAAAUUAUCAAGCAAUUGACUUGGAAAGAGCACAAGUUAAAUUACUGGAUAUCAUCAAUCCAAAUAUUUUGAAAUCACUGGAUUUAAAAUAUUGUGAAUUGACUCUGCCUGAAUUAGUUCAUGUACUUAAGAAUCUUCCUGCUUUAGAAGUUUUGUAUUUGAGUAGCUUACAACUUGAGGAAGGAGCUGAAAAUGAAGAUUAUGAAGCUGCAAAACUACUAAAGCUUGAAUUUCUUCAAAUAAGCUCAAUGACAAAUGUAAUCACCGAUAAAUUGUUGAAUAAGUUGGAUGUUACUACAAUACGGCAGUUAGCAAUUGAUUCUUAUUGGAAUGAUGACGAUGAUGAAAAGUAUAAAGGAUGGAUUAAUUUUUUAAAACGCCAAGAAGAACUAGAACAGCUUCAUUUAGGUUUUUGGGAAUCAUCGAAAUUUUUUGAUUAUGAAGAAAUAUUUGAGUUUAAGUUUGAAUUGAAAUAUUUGGAACUAGAAGGAGAGCAAGUUAAGCAAAUAAGAGAAUUUUGUUUCUUUUUGUCAACUCAUUCAGAUACUUUGGAAACUUUGUUGCUUGGUGCUUUUGAAUACAAUCCAGAAAUGUCUCAAAUGUAUAAUUUCAUCUGGAAUAACAUGCGCCUAAAGAGAAUGGAUGCAAAUGUUUUAAAAUUCGGUGAUAUAGACGAUAUCAUUGACAUUUUAGUUGAAUAUGCUUAUACAUAUACUCCAAAGUUUCUCCUUGACAGCGUUAGACUUUACAGAGACGUGUAUGAAGACGGCUUUUCCAAAAAUUACUUUAAAGUUUUUAUAAGCUCAUUGGCAAGAGUUAAGCAAUUGGAUAUACGUGAUGUUCAUUUCCAUCCUGAAGAUAAAGAACUUAGUUGGAAAAAGGUUUUUGAGCACAUGUCUUAUGAAAUGACAAAUUUAGAGAUUUUAUUGUUGCCUAGUGAAGGUUUUGACGUAUCCAUUCUUGCACCGGAAUCAAUCUACUUUCCUAAAUUGUCAGAGCUAUUCAUGGCAGUAAUAAAUGACGAAGAAAUGUGCCAAUUUAUUGAGAGACAUUCAAGGUCAUUAAGGAAGGUUUCCUUCAAAUGGUCAGAUGAAGAUUUUAUGGAUAACUUAUUUGAUGAAUUAUUUGGAUGUGAGAAUUUAAAGUUAAUUCAUUUGCUAGCAGAAAGGCCGACGGAAGCUUUAAGUAUAUUCAAAAUACUUGAUAGGCGAAUUAAGCAAGACAUGACAUGGCAUUUUGGAUUGUACGUCCGUGGUUUCGGUACAUUCAAUUAUAAAUUUCCUGAUGAUGCUGCUUUUUGGGAUCAUCAUUUCAGUAUUUGGAAGAAUAGAAAUGCUGUUAAAAAGGAAGACUUUAAGUGA